AUGAUACUUAGCGACGAAUGUAUCGGGGCCUAUGAAUAUGACCCAGAGGGACGAGCAAUGGCGCCAAGUUUACUCGUGCCUUCCGACGACUCAGACGGCGGCGACUGCGAACGAAGACCACCAAGACGACGAUUCUUCCAAAAAUCCGGGAGAGGUUCGAGGAAAUUACUGGUCGACAUAGGAGUUCCCCACUGCGUUCUCCUUUGCAUACUCUUCAUUUCAAUCUUUUUUGUGGCUGCCAACACCUACAGCCUCUCGAGACGAUACAGCGAGCUGUCGCAGAGCUUGUCAGCUCUGAGCACGAUGCACAGCAAAAUGCAAACAAUCGAGUUGCAACUACGCAAAACACGAAUGGAAUUCGAUUUAUGGAAAGAGAACACCCAGCCUCAGUCGAACCAAACCACAAACACAACUGACUACAUCUACGACGUUCUGGAAAAGCUGUCAACGGAAAUUAAAGAGAUGAAGAAGAAGGUAGCAGUGUCUUCCUCUGUGACAGAAGAAGUUACGCGAAGGGUGUCUACGGUCGAGACGAGGUGCCUGAAUGUCUGUCGAACGCCAACAAUGGAAAGGGAUAAGCCAAGACGACAUCUAACCGAAAGACGCCGUAUUCAUGCUGGGGUGUUGACUUCGGUCAAGUCGUAG
This is a messenger RNA of Necator americanus (New World hookworm), 645 nucleotides long. RefSeq lists its product as uncharacterized. Lineage: Eukaryota; Metazoa; Nematoda; Chromadorea; Rhabditida; Ancylostomatidae. The record is from RefSeq and is a predicted model, not a curated record. The transcript is spliced from 6 exons. The coding region runs from base 1 to 645 and encodes 214 amino acids.